Spodoptera frugiperda (fall armyworm) is the source of this 3510-nucleotide messenger RNA. RefSeq names its product protein preli-like (gene prel). Gene Ontology annotation, cellular component: mitochondrial intermembrane space. The transcript is spliced from 6 exons. The record is from RefSeq and is a predicted model, not a curated record. The coding region runs from base 336 to 947 and encodes 203 amino acids. Gene Ontology annotation, molecular function: phosphatidic acid transfer activity. Gene Ontology annotation, biological process: phospholipid transport. NCBI's taxonomy places the organism in Eukaryota, Metazoa, Arthropoda, Insecta, Lepidoptera, Noctuidae.
UGUUCACGCACGAUUUUAUGUAAUCUGUACCUAUUACAAAUGGGCUCUCGAAUAAUCUGUCAAUAGUUAUAUCAAAAUUUUAUCAAAACGAGUCUGAAAAUAUGAAUGAUAACAUGUGUUUCGCGACUGUUUCAUUUAACUUACGGUCAAAAUAGACAUCGUUGACCGCGUCGGUAGACGUGUUAAGAACAAUUUUGGAAUCUUGAUUACACGAAAAUUGGAUCCAAUAAUCCUCCGGCUUAUUGAAAUAAUGAGCUUGGUGGCAUGCUGAACUUGUCAGUUCAUUGUUUACAAACAUUCCAAUAAGAAAACAGUAACCCAAAAAAGUUAAAAAAAUGGCAAGAUAUUUUGAAAACACGUCUACUUUUAACUUUAGUUGGGAUCAAGUCACUCGCGGCUACUGGAAGAGGUAUCCAAACCCUCAGAGUACCCAUGUCCUCUCAGAAGAUACAUGGAGCAGAGAAGUGAAAGAUGGAUGUCUGUACACAAAGAGAGUUUUAACCAAGACAAACAGAGUGCCUAAAUGGGGAGAAAGGUUUUUCAAUGCGAAAUCAGUGAAGAUCAUCGAGGAGAGCAUGCUAGAUCCAGAGAAGAAAGUAUUUGUGACCUACACAAGGAACCUAGGAUACACUAAAGUUAUGAGUGUGGUGGAACGCGUGGAGUAUCGCUCGGCAGGCCCGGGACUAACGGUCGCGCGUCGCUCCGCUUGGAUCGACUCGCAAGUGUUCGGCUUCUCGCGAGCCAUCCGCGCCUUCGGAGUCGACAGGUUCAAGAAGAAUUGUAACCAAAUGGUAAGCGGCUUCAACCACGUCCUGCACAGCAUGUUCCCGCGGCAGGUGGCGUCGCAGCACAGCAUGACGCACACGCUGAAGGAGAUGCGCGAGGCCGCCGCCGCCGCCACCGACCGCGCCAAGGCCAACGUGCUGUCCACCGUCAACCGGACAUAACAGGACGCCGACUGACCUAGGACCUAAGGACUAAGUGACACCACUCUUACAACACAAACCCAUACACUAGUGAAACAAUGGAGUGACCAGUGUAUCCUUUUCUUGGUCAGCAUUAGUGAAAUUACCAGACUAAACGGUGUUUUGGUCACAAAUUUUUUGGUAGUGAACAUGAAUGAACUCUCCAUAUUUCAAUCGUCCGUGGCAAAGUGUCGCCUUAUUGGGAAGUACAACAGAAGAGUAACGCAAGUGAAGGACUGCUUUUAGAGGUUUAUAGUAUUUACAGAGUAUAGAAAUUGUGUUUUAUUGUGAAGAGGUCUAUCGAAAGUAUCUAGCACUAGCUUGUUGACAAUAAGACUUAAUGAGCUCUCUUUUCACUGGUACUUGUUUUGUAAUCUCUGGUAGAAGUAUGUAGAACAAAAGUACUGCCAGAGAAGUCUGUUGUUGGCCAGUUUAAAUUGAGCUCAUUACUGUAAAGUUUAAUGUUUCCAAUAGUAAACCUGUAUUUCUUUUAUUUUCACUGCCAUUUUCGUCUUUUGCACACGAUGCUACUUGUACCUUCGCCACAUUCCAGCCGUGUGGUUCAUUAUGUAUAUUAUGUAUGAAUAUGCUUUGCAUAGAGAGAAUGGAGCACUGACAAGGCUAGAACGAAUCGAUGAUCAUUUUAGUACACUACACUGACUACAUAACUAUAAAGUAUUUUGAGAUAUUUCGGUUUGAAUAAAUAGUCGUUUUUGUUUAAACUAGGAAUGUGCAUGAUAACGUGUGUGACGUCACUACUAUGCAAUAUGGCGGUUUGACGUUUCAGAAUGACGUAUUGAAUUGGUUGUCAUCAGCCCUAUUAUGUGUAGAUGAUUUGUUAAUUCCAUAUAUUAUGGGAAAUAUUGAUUUUAGUGGAGUUUGUAGUCAGCUUUUCUCUCUACGCUACAAGUUUUGAUUGAAUUUAUUUGGAUUGUAUAUAAGGUUAGCGAUAUUGCGAGCUGCUCUAUAGCCAUGCCAGUAAUAGCUGGCUAUUCCUGUAUAUUGGGCUCGAGUUUAAAUUAUUAUUAUUUAUUACAACAAUCCUGUAUUAUAAAGGCAUAUUUUUGAGCUAAAUUCACAUCAUGAUGACACAAAUAAUUUGAAGUUUUCGAUACCUUAUCGAGACUGCGAUAAAAUUAAGGCGUGGUUACAUAUUUUUGGACGUUACCUACAGUAUUUAUUUUACCUAUUUUCUGUAACCUAUAUUCUAGAAAUUGUGUUAUCAUGGUUUUGUAAACACUUUCAAAUCAACAUACUCUAAUCUGUUACAUUUCUUCAAUGAAUUUGGAACUGUGUUCCUUUGUAAUAUGGGUGAAAAUCUUUUGCAAUCAUUUGACAGAUAAGUGUAAGUUGAUAUGCGAGUCAGUAUACUACAUAUUUAAGUAUUUAUUGUAAAACUUUUAAAGUUCAAAUUACAGUGGCAGAAUGAAGUAAAUAUUGUUUAGAAGUAUCAGUGUGGCUUCGAUUGAUUUUGUUAAAGAAUAAAUUUGAUCGAAGUAUUUGUAAGAACUGAGAUGUCGCCGAUGUUAUUUUGACAGAUAAAGGAAAUUGUGUCGAGUAUUUUAAAAUAAAUGGAUUGUUGUCGAUAGCAGCUCCAUCUCGCUAACCACAAAGGAAAUGGUUUGUAAAUUUUAUUUAUUAAUGUAUUUAUUUAAAUUCGAAAUUAAUUUAUACGUUUCCCCUUCGCUUCUGCUUUCUUAAUAAUAAGCAGAGCUUUUCUAUAUCAAGGAAAGGACAAAACAAUUUUUCGUAACAUACAAAUUGAUAUUAUAACAAUGUUAAUAUCUUAAAAAUCUAUUAAUAACAAUACCUAAUUGUUCCAAAUGUUUUAUUUACUUUAUCUACAUAGGAAUAAAGUUUAAAUUACAAUAAAAAUAAGUAUUUUUAAUAUUCUCAUUAAAAUCUAGCACAUUUGGAAUAGGAUAAUUUAAAAUAAAAAUCUAUUAUAAUAAUGAAAAAAUCUAUCUUGAAUGUCAAACUUGGGGUAAAAAAUAUGUGAAAAAUCGAAGGAUAAUUAUAAUAUCAAUGUUUGAUUAUGGAAAGUAUAUUUUUAUUAUACUAAAAUAAAAAAAGAAUUGGUCUAGUCUCUCGGAAAUCAUAGUCUAUGUGCUACCUAUUGCAUUUAGGUGUAUAGCAAAUUAUUGAUAAUUUUACUGUGACUAUUGUGUGCCACUUUACAUUAGCUUACGUCCUGCAUAAACAUAGGAAAAAUAAGGAUUAUAUAAAUAAUGAUAAUGUUAAUUUAAAUUAAAAUAUAGAUGAGUGCACAUGUCUUCCCUUGUUAAAAUAAAUGAGAGUUGUCUAUGGAUUUUAUUUUUACAAAUGGUGGGUUUAAAUUAUAACGUAAAGUGAAAUCGCAAAAUAAUGUAAAGUGGCCUUUAACAAGAGAUGUUGAAAGUUAACUUGAUGGUUAAAAGUAACUUAGAACAUACUAAACACAUGUUAUCGUUAAUACAAAGUUAGGUAAUUCGAGCAGAUCCAUAGUAUAAAAUUAGUAUUAGUUACAUUAAUCAGGUUUAAGAAGAUAAUAAAUGAGUCUAUUUCA